Molecule: messenger RNA, 1517 nt
Organism: Spathaspora passalidarum NRRL Y-27907
Lineage: Eukaryota; Fungi; Ascomycota; Pichiomycetes; Serinales; Debaryomycetaceae
Gene: UME1
Product: Ume1p
Exons: 1
Coding region: 66-1484 (472 amino acids)
Biological process (GO): regulation of gene expression
Cellular component (GO): Rpd3L complex; Rpd3L-Expanded complex; nucleus
Molecular function (GO): histone binding
Source: RefSeq, a predicted model, not a curated record
AACAACAACAGCAACACCAUCACCAACAACACCAUCACCAUCAUCUCAAUCACAAUCUUAACAAGAUGACAACGAACGAAUUCGCCAAGGCGGAAAGAGAAAUAAUCCAAGAACAACAACUACAAGAGAAAAUCAUAAAUGAAGAGUUCAAAAUCUGGAAGAAAACCGUACCAUUGCUAUAUGACUUGAUUCACACUUUUGUCUUGCCCAGCCCUUCCACAGUGUUUCAAUGGUUGCCUAGCCACACCACUUCCAAUGAAUCAAUAGUAGUCAAGUUCUUACUUGGUACUAAAGAGGGCAAUGAACAUUAUUUGAAAUUAGGAUCUGUGAAUUUGCCUGCUACUUUGGCUGACCAUAAUGGUAACUUGACAAUUCCAACUUCCGAUGACACUUCCAACUUCAAAAUCUUGUCUAGAUGGAAACAAACUUCCGACAUCAACAAAUUAAAGAUCUCUCCUGAUGGGAAACUCGCCAUUUCUUUCAACAACGGAACAAUCCAUAGCUACAACUUGGACAACAGCGACGUGUUUGACUACAAGUACCAUAAACAUGAAGGAUACGCCUUGGACUGGAUAGACCAGGGAUUCAUCUCUGGGGCUAAUGACGGCCAGAUUGCCUUAUGGAACAUUGAAAAACCAUCCACGCCUAUCCAACUAUUCAAGUCUCAUUCGGGUGCCGUGAAUGACUUGUCGGUUGUCCCUGUCCCCCACCAAAAGCUAUUUGCCUCGGUGUCGGACGAUUCUACCACUCAAUUACAUGAUAUAAGAACAUUAGAGGCUAACCCAGUCAUCACGGUUGAGAGCAGCCACAUCCAGAACGCUAUCAAGUUCCAUCCAAACAUAGAUACGUUGUAUGCAACUGGUGGUAAGGAUAAUGUCGUUAACUUGUACGAUAUCAGAAAAUCGGACGUGCCAUUCAGAAAAUUGUAUGGACAUAACGAUAGUAUUACUAGUUUGCAAUGGGAUACCCACAACCCAUUGACUUUAAUAUCUUCCAGUAUUGACAAACGAGUCAUCUCGUGGAACUUGGGUAAGUUGAAUGAAGAGUUUGAUUUGAGUGAUGGAAGAAAAAAGAAUGUUUCACGAAUUGAUCCUUGUUUGAGGUUUAUCCAUGGUGGUCAUACCCAACGAAUCAAUGAUUUCCACGUUCAUCCCAGCGUAAAGAACUUGUUUGGUACUGUUGGCGAUGAUAAUUUGUUUGAAGUUUGGAAACCAAAGACUUUAGAAGAGGAAGAGGACGUGGAAGAACACGAGGAACACGAGGAAGAACACGAGGAAGAACAUGAGGAAGAGCACGAGGAAGAACACGAAGCGCCAGAGGCAGAGACAGAAGAGCAACCAGAAGAACAACCAGAAGCUGAAGCCGAAGCCAAAGUCGAAGCCAAGGAAGAACCACAGACAGCCGAUUCCAUGGACGUUGAACCUAAAGAGGAACCCGUGGACGAGCCAAAGGAAGAAUCUCAAGAUGUUGAAAUGAAAGAGUAGAAUUUUGUAUUAUAUAGUAUAAAUCUUUAAACC